AGUACAUUGAAUGCAUUAAAUCUUAGCGGCAGUUUCGAAUCCUCUAGCUUCCAUUUCUAUGAUUGGUUGGGACCAUUCAAAUCAAAAAAUCAAAUCUUUAUUAUACAAGUUAACAAGUUAAUUAGUGCAUAUAUUUUGAACAAUGGCCAAAGAUUUAUUCGCAGUAUUGCGGCAGAAUAAUGAACUGCCAAAUCUUCCACCUGAAACAGAAGAACCCGUUAUAGUAGAAAGUAGUUCUCAGAUAGACAGUUUCUUCACUGAAAUCGAGUGGAUUCGAAGAGAGAUUGAAAAGAUUCGGAUAGAAAUCGGUCAGGUUAAAACUAAACAUGGUGAAAUUCUAUCAGCACUCCAACAAAAUCCAAAAACUAAAGCACAAUUAGAGGAACUUAAUGAAAAUAUUAAAAAAUCAGCUAGUCAAGUUUGUGUUAAACUCAAAGCACUGGAACAAACAGUCAAAGUACAAGAAGGUAAGGAUGAUGCAUCAGCUGAUCUACGCAUUCGUAAAACUCAGCACAAUACAAUGGUUCGAUCAUUCAUGAAUGUUAUGCAAGAGUAUAAUAAAGCUCAAACAGAUUUUCGUGAUGCUAGCAAAGCUCGUAUCAAACGACAGAUUGAGAUAUCUCGACGAUCAGUUACAGAUGAAGAAUUGGAAGAUAUGCUCGAGUCUGGAAAUCCACAGAUUUUUACUCAAGGUAUCUUAACAGAUACUCAACAAGCACGCCAAAAUCUCGCAGACAUUCAAGCACGUCAUAUGGAUAUUAUUAAUUUGGAGAAGAGUAUCCGAGAGUUACAUGAACUAUUUUUAGACAUGGCUUCCUUAGUUGAAACACAGGGCGAACUGAUUGAUCGAAUCGAUGUCAAUGUAAAACAAACACAAGAUUAUGUUGCAGAAGCACGACAAGAAACUAAAAAAGCAGUCGUGUAUAAGAAAAAAUCUCGAAAGAAAAAAUUCAUUAUUAUUGGAGUGUGUUGUGGUGUUGUAGCCAUUAUUAUUAUCAUUAUUGUGGCUACAGUUGUGCCUAGAAGAUGAAUGAUGAAAGUCACAGUCAAUCGAUCAGUUAACCAUCUAACUAACCGACCAACCAACCAACCAAUUCAGACGUAGAAGAAGAUAAAGAAGUGAAAUAUUCUCACACUGUCUCCUCUGUCUCACCGUGUUGUUGAUUUAUUUUUUCAGCACCUUUUUUCAUAGAAGUUUCUUUUUUUCUAUUUUGUUCAUUAUAUCUUUCUAUCUAUCCGUGUUCACAUACAUAUCUUUCUUGUAUAUGCGUUCAAAUCAGGUUGUGCCUAGGGUUGUUUUUUUUCUUCUUAAACUAAACCGACACUUAUUCAUCAUGCAUAUCAUGAGGUGGAGAGAGAGAGGGUGAGAGACAAAGAGAGUUGUUAAGCCUAAUUGAUGGAAAGACAAUCAAAGUAGAAUCCGGUUAUUCUUCUGUUUUUUUCUCUUCUGUGUUUUUACAUUAUUCUUUCUUUCGCAACCAAUAACAAAUGUGAUUGUGGAAAAUCGAUUUCAUCCUCUCUUGUUUUUUUUUUUCGGUAUUGAUUAUCAAUCAAUUUUGUGGUGAUCUCCUUGUUUGUUUGUUGCUUUUAUAUCGUCAGUCAUCCUCUCUAAGCUUGAUCAUUAUUAUGAUUAUUGUUAUAAUUAGAUUAUUAAUCAAGCCAUCGGAGAGUUGAUUAAACUCUUUUUCUUGAUCAGGGUACUUAUCCUACUUAUAUAUAUAUAUAUACAUAUAUAUAUAUAUAUAUAGGUAGGUCGUAGGUCUACAUCGAAAUCGUCUGUACUGACUGAUUACUGCUGCUGCCCCUGUUCUGGGUGCUCCUAGAACGACAUUAGGUGUCUACUACCUAUUUUAAUUCCUCUUAAUUUCUCUUCUCAUAUAUAUACAUGUGUUCCUUUUGAUAUCACUUUUCAAUAUGUAUUUAUCAUUCAGCAAUCAAAGAUCUGAUACUAAUCGAAUAAUAAAUAAAUAGUAUAAUGCUCAAUUAUGCGUGAUAAUGAAAACAUUGGUCAUCACUGUGAUUUUAAUUAGCUUUUGUACAUAUAUACACCCAUACAUACAUAUCUUAAACACACGUGUAAUGUAUGCAGAAAGUGGUGUCUUCUUUUCUCCUAAUUUGUAACUUUUGUUGUUUGUU
Molecule: messenger RNA, 2136 nt
Organism: Trichobilharzia szidati
Lineage: Eukaryota; Metazoa; Platyhelminthes; Trematoda; Strigeidida; Schistosomatidae
Source: the annotation of a GenBank genome assembly